Messenger RNA from Sporothrix brasiliensis 5110, 1173 nucleotides. RefSeq lists its product as uncharacterized. Bases 1 to 1173 code for a protein of 390 amino acids. NCBI's taxonomy places the organism in Eukaryota, Fungi, Ascomycota, Sordariomycetes, Ophiostomatales, Ophiostomataceae. The transcript has a single exon. The record is from RefSeq and is a predicted model, not a curated record.
AUGAAGGUGACCGGCCUGGUUCCGAAGCGCACUCUCUCUCGUUUCCGUGAAGACCUACCUGACUUUCUCAAGUCUCCUCCAGUGUCGCGCAUUCAGUCGCCGGAGGUGCAAGAAGCAGUGUCUCCUAUUCAGGCGCAGAUGGUUACACAAGGAGCGGUCUACAGCUCCUCGCCCACUCGGAACUCUAGCUUUGUCAACAACAGUGGAGACGACGAGUCGAUUAUCCUGAUGCCGACCGGCUUUCACGAGGCCCCGCAACAGCCGCCGUCGUUUGACAGCACGAGCAUGGGCAACAACAGCACGACCAACGGAACGCGGGACACCCCGACGUCGUGGCUCCAAAUGGAGGAGACCGAGCCGUCGCCAGAGCCGCAGCAGUCACUAUCCCUAGCGUCAAUCGACUCCGAGGGCUCUUGGCUGUCGGGCCGCACGGCGUCACGCCGCCGGGUGUCACAGAUGCAGCCAUCGCUGGACAGUGUCUCGCACUCGUUCCAAAAGACAGCAACCCACCAACAUCAUCGCGAGCGGUCGUGGCCUUCAAACGGGAGCACACAUGGCCAGCAGCCUGCCGUGUCGCCGACCGAAGCCGAAUUGGUCUCUUCUGCACACGGCACCAUGGCCGUGUCUUGUGCUCAGCACAUGGACGACGACGAGUCGAGCAUCGUGCUGGAUGACGAGUAUCUCAGCCGUCUUGCUCACAGCUCAACCGGUGGUGGGUCGCGGGCUAUUAUGCAGAGAGAGUCGACGGGCGAUAUGCUUCCGUCUAGCGACGACGAGCUCGAUACCGUCAAUGGCGACGGUGUUGAUCCACGCUGGGGUUCCGUUAACGAAAAACGGGUUGAUGCUGCUUUUGUGAUGUCACACCGUGCCAAUCUAAUCCAGAGCCGCGAGGUUCUGAUGACUUCGUUCUCCGAUGGCGAAAAGGGCAUGGACCGGUCCGAGAACCCCGUUGACAGUCCCAUCAGCCCUGUGAGCAUGGCAAGCCCCAUCAGCCAAACAAGCAGCGAGUUUAAAGAGGAAGAGGCUGGCUUGCAGCGCGCUACAAGCGUAAAUCUUGGACGAGGCCAUGCUCGCCAUAUCAGCGCCGGCAGUGCCAAACUGCUGGAGAUCACGCCGUCGCCGCGGAACUCGGUCGACGCCAAGGCCGGCCGGUCGCGUGAACCAUUGUUCUAG